AGGUAAAAUGGCCGGACACGUUCCAAGAACUGUCAGAAGACUGAUAGCUACACAAAUUAGUCCAAAGUUCAGAGAAAUAACAAAAAUCGUAGAAGCUCCUCUGAAAGAUUUGAAUCCUGGGGAGGUUCUUGUGAAAAAUAGAUAUGUAGGUAUCAAUGCUUCAGACAUAAAUUACACUGCUGGGAGAUAUGAUCCAUCUAUCAAACCACCGUUUGUCUGUGGAAUGGAGGGCCUUGGUGAGGUUGUCAGUGUGGGGUCAGGGGUCAAUAUGUCUCCAGGACAGGCAGUCAUGUACUGUAGAAAUGGCAGCUUUGCAGACUAUGUGCGAGUACCAGCCAAAGUCCUGACUAAGAUUCCCACAGCCUCUCCAGAGUUUCUGCCAUUCCAACUGAGUGGACCAACUGCAGCAGUAGCCUUAGAAAAGUUUGGGGACUUGAAGAAAGGAGAGACUGUGUUAGUUACAGCUGCAGCUGGUGGAACAGGGCAGUUUGCUGUCCAGUUGGCAAAGAAAGCUGGCUGUCAUGUAAUAGGAACAUGUUCUACAGAGGAGAAGGUGGAAUUCCUCAAGAAAUUAGGAUGUGACCGACCUAUUAACUACAAAAAAGAGGAUCUGGGAACAGUUUUGAGGACUGAAUACAAGCGUGGGAUUAAUGUGGUGUACGAGUCUGUCGGAGGAGAAACAUUUGACACCUGUUUGAACAGCCUGACUACUGAAGGUCGUCUCAUUGUCAUUGGGUUUAUAUCUGGCUACGAGUCUGACUUGGGCUUCACGCCAUCCAGAACCAUGGCCUCUCUUCCUGUCAGGUUGUUACAGAAGUCAGCGUGUGUUAGAGGAUUUUUUAUACCUCAUUUUGAGAAAGAUUGGAUGAAAUCUGCCUCAAAGCUGUCAGAACUGUAUAGCCAGGGAUCUCUUAAAAGUAUUAUUGACAAUGGAGAAACAACUUCUACCGGCCCUUUUAUUGGUCUGGAGAAAAUUGCAGAUGCAGUGGAGUAUAUGUACACCAAGAAAAAUUUGGGAAAGAUUGUGGUGGAAUUGAACAAACCAGGGACCAACAGCAAACUGUGACAAUAUAAUUUAACCAGUUAGCUACAUGCACCGGUCCAUAUUGGGGAAUGAUUUCAGCCAAUCAAAAACCAGAUUUGACUUCCAAUGUUUGUCAUAAAGAGACAGCUGUGGAAUAAUCAACAUUAGUGAUAUGAAAAGCCUUUUUGAUUCUCAUUAAUCAGUGGAUAAAUCUAUAAGCCAAUUGAACCAAUUAAUGUGCUAACCAAUCGGGUACCAAGCCUUUAGUAUGCAGUGAUAUAAUGUGGUUAUGUGAGAUUGCAAUGAGCUUGAUAGGGGAUGUCAUCUAAUCCAUUGUCAGACUCAUUGGUCUUUGAUAGGGGAUGUCAUCUAAUCCAUUGUCAGUCUCAUUGGUCUUUGAUAGGGGAUGUCAUCUAAUCCAUUGUCAGUCUCAUUGGUCUUUGAUAGGGGAUGUCAUCUAAUCCAUUGUCAGUCUCAUUGGUCUUUGAUAGGGGAUGUCAUCUAAUCCAUUGUCAGACUCAUUGGUCUUUGAUAGGGGAUGUCAUCUAAUCCAUUGUCAGACUCAUUGGUCUUUGAUAGGGGAUGUCAUCUAAUCCAUUGUCAGACUCAUUAGUCUUUCAUCCUGGAUGAAAUUGAGUUUCCAUUCUACUGACAUGUAGAUGGUUCAGCCUUGGCAUGUAAGGCAUCAUUCAGGGCACAUAUCAUUUUCUGAUGGUAAUGUCAUAAAAUCAUUGACAUAAAUAACAGUCAAGUGUAAAAAAUCCUGAAUGUUUUAAAGGUGCUAUUUAUAAAACAGAUGAUUAAUAUGAUCACAGAGAGAUAAAUGAUGACCUCACAGUUAUUUAAUUAAUGUGAUCAAUGGACAUCAGUUUGUGACAGAGAUAUUUAAUUAAUAUGAUCACUGGACAUCAGUUUGUCACAGAGAUAUUUAAUUAAUAUGAUCACUCGACAACAGUUUGUGACAGAGAUAUUUAAUUAAUAUGAUCACUUGACAACAGUUUGU
This is a messenger RNA of Pecten maximus, 2027 nucleotides long. Its product is annotated as prostaglandin reductase-3-like. The coding region runs from base 8 to 1066 and encodes 352 amino acids. Gene Ontology annotation, molecular function: oxidoreductase activity; zinc ion binding. NCBI's taxonomy places the organism in Eukaryota, Metazoa, Mollusca, Bivalvia, Pectinida, Pectinidae. The record is from RefSeq and is a predicted model, not a curated record. Gene Ontology annotation, cellular component: mitochondrion. The transcript has 12 exons.